AUGCCUCCGAUCCGCAGCUCCAGAAAUCGCAAGCCGCCGCCAGAUGGCUUCGAGGAUAUCGAAGACACCCUUCUCGAAUUCUCAAACAAACUCAAGGACGCCGAAAACGCCUCGCACGAAGGCAAGAAGAAGCACGAGAUGGUGUGGCCAGUCUUCCAGAUCACUCAUCAGCGCUCCAAAUACAUCUACGACCUCUACUACGAAAAGGAGGCCAUCUCAAAACAGCUGUACGAAUGGCUGCUGAAGAACAACUAUGCCGACAAGAACCUGAUCGCAAAGUGGAAGAAGCAGGGUUACGAGAAGCUCUGCUGCCUCCGAUGCAUCCAGACCAAGGAGACCAACUUCAACAGCACUUGCAUCUGUCGUGUGCCCCGAAAGCAGCUCAAGGAAGACCAAGUCAUUCAAUGCGUGAAUUGUGGAUGCAGAGGAUGCGGAAGCAGUGAUUGA
Messenger RNA from Aureobasidium pullulans EXF-150, 447 nucleotides. Its product is annotated as G10 protein. Bases 1 to 447 code for a protein of 148 amino acids. Gene Ontology annotation, cellular component: spliceosomal complex; nucleus. Lineage: Eukaryota; Fungi; Ascomycota; Dothideomycetes; Dothideales; Saccotheciaceae. The record is from RefSeq and is a predicted model, not a curated record. Gene Ontology annotation, biological process: mRNA splicing, via spliceosome. The transcript has 3 exons.